CGAAAGGCCGAAUUCAUUGAUCAGGUAGUCAAGUCUGCGGGCGUGGAACUCAGCAAGAAGGACGCUGCCGGGGUCCUGGACACCGUUUUUAGCGUCAUCGGUAAAGCAAUCAAGGACGAGGAUCGCUUUUCCUAUCCGGGGUUUGGCACCUUUACAGUCAAGGAGCGAUCAGCCCGCAAGGGCCGCAACCCGCGUACGGGCGCUGCGAUCGACAUCAAAGCCAGCAAAACUGUCGGCUUCAAGCCGGCUCCCGGCCUCAAGCAAAAUCUCGUCGCUCCGGCAAGACGACGCCGUUAA
This is a messenger RNA of Geodia barretti, 297 nucleotides long. Lineage: Eukaryota; Metazoa; Porifera; Demospongiae; Tetractinellida; Geodiidae. The record is from the annotation of a GenBank genome assembly.